Molecule: messenger RNA, 3375 nt
Organism: Durusdinium trenchii
Lineage: Eukaryota; Dinophyceae; Suessiales; Symbiodiniaceae
Source: the annotation of a GenBank genome assembly
CAAAACGGCUGCUCAAGUACUGCGCGCGCUUAGAUCCUGACAUGGCCUGCCGGAAUGUCACCCUCGAAGUCAAUGCAGCGAGCGACGCCUUGUUGAAACAGCAAACGGUUUGCCAGGCAGCGUCCGAAAAACUGACUAUCCUGACCCGGAUGCACAAAGACAAAAAGUAUGCCCUUUCGGUGGCUGAGGGCCAGCAGGAAGUGACGCAUCACAACGCGACCGGAGGCCAUGCCGACAGCGGAUCCGAGGACCAGGAGCUUGAUCAGGUGGACUUUUGGCCGGCGAGUCGGCCCGAAGGUGAGCAUGCGGGCUUUGUGUUUAAGAUCGGCCACCUUGGAUUGGGCUACUACCGGAAUGAGGCCCUCAUGCCUGCUGUGCCAGUCCGCGAAUCCGACCCCGAGAUCAAAGAGCUCCGCAGGAAGGUCGCCGAGGUGGAAAGAAGGAAGGCCCAGGCGGCGGAACAAGAAAGUGAGAGCUUCUUGCUCAUCACUCGCCUGCGAGUCCGGCAAGGGCUGGGAGACCUUGCUGGGAUAAGACAGGAAUUGGCUUUGGCACAACGCGGUGUGGAGAGGUUGGAGGCGUGCCUUGCACGACAAGCUUUGAGAAAGCCAACCACGUGGCGAAAGCAGACGACCAAGGUCUUCAAGGUGGAAUUACGUGCGAAGAAGCAGCGGUUGGAGGAGCUGACGCAAGCUUGCAACCAGUACGGCUUCAUCCUGGAGGAUUUGCACGAAAGAAAGUCUCUACGUUUCAAGGCCCUGCAGGACAUCCAAGAGGUCCAGCAAAAGAUCAAGGUCGAAAUUGAGCAGGUACAGGCUGAUGUCUUUCGCGCACAAGCGUCCCUGGCAGAAGCAGAGGCCACCGAGGAGACCCUGAGAACAAGGUCACAGGCGCUGAGCCAAGAGUUUGCAGAAAAGGGCGAGACGGCCGUGGUCGUGAAGAUCCUCCGGCGAGUCACCCUGCCGCAAGAGUUGCCGCGGCGGGCAGUGGAGGUGGCCAACCAGGCGAAAAUGGACUGGUGCUGCAUUACUGCGGGCACCUCUGGCAAACCGACAUCGCUUAGCAUUGAGGAGUUCAUGGACAGCCCCGAGUGUGGUCUUUUGCAGUCCCUCUAUCAGCUGAAUGGGCCAAGUGGCCAGAGAUUUCUCUACUGGAUCCCUUCCAAUGACCACCAGGAUGGCCGCUAUGUGACUUUGCGCGGAAAGUUGUGGCCAAAGCUGACCAGCCCCGUCUACAAGCAUCCCCCCAUCAAACUCAACUUCUUUGAGCUGCUGCGCGCCUCCCUGGGCGACGCCCAGUUCUCGGAUGUGUGGCUUGUGCCAGAGGCCCCGCACUUCCAUCAGAAGGCAUUGGGUUUGGACCGCAUGACCGACAUCAAGCCACCCCAGGCAGUGGAGAAUUGCUUGCGGCCCUACCAGCUCGCUGGCUUCAGGUGGUUGGCCUGCCUGAGCAAAAACGGGUUGGGUGCGGUGUUGGCCGACGACAUGGGUCUUGGGAAGACACUGCAAGCCAUCAGCGUUUUGCUCUAUAUGAAGGAGGAAGGUUUGCUGGUGGAGAAUGGCAAGAAGCGGCCCUUCCUCACGGUGGUGCCACCAGGGCUUCUUCGCAACUGGCAGCGCGAGUUCGAACGUUGGGCGCCCAGCUUGCGCAUCUACACGUACCACGGCCCCAAACGCAGCCUCCCAGAUGACAUGGGCCGAGCCUACGAUGUCCUUCUGACGACGUACGAGAUCGUCCGAAAUGAGCGGCUGAAGUUUUCAGAUGUGGACGUAAUUUGCUUCAGUGGUAUGAUCAUCGACGAAGCCCAGAAAAUCAAGAACCACGGAGCACUCGUGUCAAAGGCGAUCAAGGAGGUGGGCAAUGCCAUCGGUCAUACAAGGAUUGCGCUAUCAGGCACGCCGAUUGAAAACAAGGUUGAUGAGCUUCACAGCAUCUUCGAUUUCGUGAACUAUGGAUACCUUGGAGAUCAGGCGAGUUUCUCCGCGACGUUCUCACGAAUCAUCGAGAAAGGGUACGGCCCCAAUGGCAGCCUCGUCGCAGAGAAGCGGAAGCAGACACUGGAUCUCCUCCAAAGGCUGACGGCGCCAUUUCAGAUGCGGCGGCUCAAAACCGAUCCGAACAUCCUGCCCGAUCUGCCCGAGAAGAUCGAUCUUGCAUCGACAACAACACUGACAAAAGAGCAGGAGAAACUCUACGCAGCCAUCCAGCACGACUUCCGGGUGAAGAUGACUAGCUCGGCCGAGACUCGCGAGAACCACAAGUUCGAGAGGCGUGGGCACAUCUUUGCCAUGCUUGAGCACGCGCGGCGGGUUUGCAGCCACCCCCUUUGCCUGGACCGGGGGAAGUACCCAGACUCCUGCAAGGGCAUGACUGUGCAACGGCGCGUUGAGAGCUCCGGCAAGACGGUCCGCUUGUGCGAGCUCCUGGACGAAAUCGUUCCCGCCAAAGAGAAAGCCGUGGUCUUCGCGACCCGGAAGGAUGUGAUCAGCGUGCUGGCGGGUUUGAUUGGGAAUCGCUUCCAUGACAUGACCGUCCUGAUUUUCACGGGCGAUCUCUCGCUCCAGGAGCGAAACGAAGUGGAGCAGCGCUUUCAAACGGACCCAAAGUGCCAGUUGCUGCUGAUCACUUUGCAGUGCGGUGGAAUCGGUUUGAACCUCACGGCCGCCAAUCAUGUGAUCCACUUUGAUCGAUGCUACAACCCGGCAAAGGAAGCACAGGCCACCGAUCGCUGCCACCGAAUUGGUCAGAAGCGUUCGGUGUGUGUGCACCGCCUAAUCACAGAAGGGACGUACGAAGAGCAGCUUGAGAAGAUCAUGGCGCGGAAGCAGGAUCUCUCAUCCCUGACGGUGAGCCGUGCAGAGGAUUGGAUCGCCGACUACUCCGACGAGGCGCUCUUUGACCUCUUCAUGUUGCGCAAGGGCCCGCAGCGCGGGCCGCCGGUGGGGGAGUUGGAGACGCCGCCCAGGAAUGACAAUCGUGCGCUGCCGACGACAUCUCCCAACAAGAGCAAGAAGCGCCCAAUGACCACCACCUUGCCCAACAAGCGGGCCAAGUGAGUGCAUUGGUCAGAGCUGCGCUGAAUGGGGCGGCGCACAUGUUCUGUGCUAUCUAAUUUCUAUCAUAGCUCCCGUGGGUGUGUCCCACAGGAGUCCCAUAUUGACAUCGAAGAAAGUCCUGGAGUCCUCGCGGAAUGGCUUUAUCUGGAUAGUUAUGUGGUUGAGCAUCUGCACUUUUGGCAGGUGGGUAUAUCUUUCGCUUCAUGUGGCAUCAUUUUAGGUUGCGACACGCUCGGGACGUCCGGAAGUGACGAACAAAUGCGCUGGGCUUGUGUAUGCCUGACAGCAAAACAGGGCCACCAGAUCCAAUGAGCUGCUG